AUGUAUGUUCCAACUUCCUCUGCCCCAGUUGCUUUCAAGGUUAAUUUAAGUCUGCCUUGGUUGAGUGGUUUGAGCAGGAGGUUGUUUGUUCAAAGUGAUACAUUCAAAGUUGUUAGUGUACUUCGUACUGCGCAUAGAGUCUUGGGCGGCUCUGAUUUGUGGGCGCAGGCUCCGGCGCAGGCUCCGGCGCAGGCCCCGGCGCAACUUGAAGCGCAGGCUCCGGCGGCUCGACGUGUCUUGGAAAGUCCUUCUGGUGUCCCAGCCAGCAACAUCAUUACUUCAAUAAUUGGUAGUAUGUCUACAUCUAUCAGCUUCGAGGGCACACUCUGCGAUAUAGAGUCGAAAUGGAAUACCCAUCUCAGCGAACAUCCCCCAAAACAGAGCCGGUGGGUCGCAUCACCUGGCGCAUCCUCUGAGCCCCCACAAAGACAAAGACCCAAGCGCUCGGUUUUUGAGGAAACACAAUGGGACGGACAGCGUCACUACCUGAAGCGCAAAGGCAAAGAAGAUAAGCCUAUUGUUUGUGUCCAGCACAUGUGCAGAUUAGUUUUGGAGGAAUGGACUACAUGUCGCGUUCUAUAUGGGCAAAGAAUAUUCGAGUCUUCCUUGCUAGAGCGCUAUGAUGGCGUUUUGAGGAGCGAUAUACGAACUAUCUUAGGGUGGCUCCACGGGCAUGAAAACGAUACUGUACAACAAAAUGAGGUCGUUCACUCUAAUGCUAUGUCUGUUUCAACCACUCGCCCACAAUGUCCAACUCGGGAAGCGUUGCUCGAACAGCGAACCAACCAAAGCGCCAUGGCUGUCCAGUUUUGGGGCGAUCCUAUCGCACAGCACGCACAUAUGUGGAACCACGACCUACCAGAAUUUGUUAAACAUGUUGAAGAUAUCCCAUUCUCGAACACUCUAUUAUCUCUACAGUUUGAUCACAUCAAGGACUCCCUACGAUUUGGACGACUACCAAAGAUUCAUAUUCCACUCGGCCUGCCUCACGCCAGGUCUAGUUCAUCGUUCGACGAUUCCGAUGUGGUUUUUGCAGAUGAGUACCAUGCAGCGAGAAUUUUACGAGAUAGUCGUUACUGUUUUACUGGUAAAAUUCUGGUAAUCAGGGAUUUUUCGGAUGUGUUGUCUCGGACAGCAAUAUCUCUCGAAGAUAUUAUCAGUAGAAUGUCGGAGCUUGUAGCUCAGGGAGUUGAUGCGACUAUUGACGUUCAGGAUGUGAGCGUGGUGCGAAACAAAAGAGCUACAAUCGCUCUUCCACUCUCCAAAAUUCUCCCGGAUUUAAAAGAUAUAGGGCCUCGCCUGACACAGACGACGCCGCCGCGAAACUUUCUCAAUCUGGCUUCAAAGCCCAAAUCUUUUACCGAACCUACUUGCUUAGCUGGCAAGAGGCCACUAGAUAUGGAAGUAGAUCCUAAUGAUAGUUUUCAUGGCAAUUUCUUUUCCAUCCUCGACGAUCUUGUCACUCUCUUAAGAUGCGUAUCUACAGGGACUCUUGGGAAAACGACGACCCCGAACAAUUCUCCUAUCGACGUCGAGGAACGUCGAAAUUUCCAGAUUAUGGGCCAAAGGUUUUCUGCUUCCCUUUGGCAUAAGGAUUCAAUGGCCGUGGGUGCUUGGAUUCGCUGCCUUUUUGGUAUUAAGCUAUGGCCUAUUAUACCUUCAAUGUCGGAAAGCGAUUGGUCCGAUUUUUUAAAUAUGGGUGAGCACUGGACGCCACCCCAGAACCAAAGCGUACCGCUCGUUGUCCUACAUCCUGGCGAUACCUUGAUCAUGCUUCCAGGAAACCAUAACGUGCAUGCUCCUUUUACAUUGGCGGAUUGCGCCAUGAACGGCGGGGUGUUCUGGGAUGCGAGAAGGAUGGUAGUAAUCCUUGAACAGAUUAUAAAGGAGAUUGAGUAUCCGCGCAUAACCAACGAGGAACUUCCACUUCAACUUGCUGGAGUUCUUUCCGCAUUACACCUACGCAUCUCAAAUUUUCCCCACCAGUUCAAUUCAAACGCUAAAGAACUAUCUGACCUUGUUCAGAAAAUAUCACAGGCCCUUCACUGUGACUGUAAGAGCAAAUGUGCCACAGAGGUCUACUGUCCUUGUAAACUACUAGGUCGACUAUGCGGUGAAGCAUGCCAUCCCUACAGCUCGAAAUGCGAAAAUGGAUCAGCUCGUCGGGAGAUAGCGGGCUCUGCGAUUAGAAUACCCUUAAAAGGCAAAAGAUCACCGAAAUAA
Messenger RNA from Venustampulla echinocandica, 2223 nucleotides. RefSeq lists its product as uncharacterized. The record is from RefSeq and is a predicted model, not a curated record. Lineage: Eukaryota; Fungi; Ascomycota; Leotiomycetes; Helotiales; Pleuroascaceae. Bases 1 to 2223 code for a protein of 740 amino acids. The transcript has a single exon.